UUUAUUAAAACAAAAAACCUUUUAAUAAAUAGGUACCUAUAUUUAUAUUUGGAAAUCAUUCUCGAAUACAAAACAUAUAUUUCCGAAUCCCACUGUACAUCGCGUACGUGUAACUUGUCUAGGUCGGUGAAGUUGUUACCGGACGGCAGGACACUGAUAGUCGGUGGCGAAGCCAGCCGGCUGAGUAUCUGGGAUCUGGCCAGCCCAACGCCAAGGAUCAAGGCCGAGUUGAUCUCGUCCGCCCCCGCGUGCUACGCUCUGGCCAUCUCGCCGGACUCGAAGGUCUGCUUCAGUUGCUGCAGCGACGGCAGCAUUGCCGUCUGGGAUCUCCAGAAUCAGUCUUUGGUCAGGCAGUUCCAAGGUCACACAGACGGUGCCUCGUGCAUCGAUAUUUCCGCUGACGGGUCGAAAUUGUGGACCGGAGGGCUGGACAACACUGUGCGCUCAUGGGACCUUAGGGAGGGUAGACAGUUAAAGCAACACGACUUCACCUCGCAGAUAUUUUCCCUCGGUUACUGUCCCACGGGAGAGUGGUUGGCGGUGGGGAUGGAGAACUCGAACGUCGAGGUGUUAAACGCUACCACACCGGACAAAUAUCAGCUGCACCUGCACGAGUCCUGUGUACUAUCGCUGAGAUUCGCGUCCUGUGGCAAGUGGUUCGUUUCCACUGGCAAGGACAAUUUGUUGAACGCUUGGCGCACGCCUUAUGGAGCUUCGAUAUUCCAGGUUAGCAUGUAUACUAUAAUUCAAUAUUGAGAAAUUCCAUUAUCG
Messenger RNA from Ceratina calcarata, 771 nucleotides. RefSeq names its product protein groucho-like. The transcript has a single exon. Gene Ontology annotation, cellular component: transcription regulator complex; nucleus. The annotation marks the transcript as partial. Gene Ontology annotation, molecular function: transcription corepressor activity; protein binding. Gene Ontology annotation, biological process: regulation of DNA-templated transcription; negative regulation of canonical Wnt signaling pathway. The record is from RefSeq and is a predicted model, not a curated record. NCBI's taxonomy places the organism in Eukaryota, Metazoa, Arthropoda, Insecta, Hymenoptera, Apidae.